AUGGAAGUCCGAACUGAUGAAAUUACCGAAAAACCUAUUGUGGACGAAACGUCGGAUGAGGACAGGUCUCAUAUGAGAUCAAUUCUCACUCCAUUCUUUACCAACAAUUCAUUGAAAAUAAUGUUCAGAGUGAUGUCAGAAAGUUCUGAAAAUUUCGUGAACCAUUUUCUGAACAAAAAUCAGGAUUUGAUCGAAUUGGAAAUGUUUGAUACUGUCACUCGUUAUGUGAACGAUGUGAUGGCAACAUCAGUAUUUGGUACUGAAGUAGACUCUCUGAAAAAACCAGAUAACGAAAUGUACUUCAUGGGGAGGAAAGCAACAGACUCCACUGGAAUUCUGAGAAAGAUAAAACUCUAUUGUUACUCCACAUUACCCACUAUUUUCAAGUUUUUGGAGAUGUCACUCAUAAGCAGAGAAGUGACACGAUUUUUCGAUCGCAUGAUUGGCAACGUUAUUCGUGAGAGAUUCGUCAAUCGAAACAUACGUUACGAUAUGAUCCAACUGGCAAUGGAAGCAAUAGAGAAAAAUGAGCGAACCGAAGAAGAAUCAUUCGAAAAAGUCACUAUAGACGAGAGCAAGCAAUCUCGAGAAUGCUAUUUGUUCCAACAGGUAUUGAGGGAAUGUGGCCAAGUGGAACAACAACUAGCUCGAGAAUUUGCUGAACACGAAUUGAAGGUGCAGGAAUUGGUUUACGAUCCUUUGCAACAUGUUCUUGAGAAUGAGUUUCCCAAUAUCUUGAAACUCAAAAAUAACUUGAGGAAAUACUGUCUCGAUAAAGACUCUGCUAGUCAUCGAUACCAG
Leptinotarsa decemlineata (Colorado potato beetle) is the source of this 801-nucleotide messenger RNA. Its product is annotated as cytochrome P450 9e2. Gene Ontology annotation, molecular function: monooxygenase activity; oxidoreductase activity, acting on paired donors, with incorporation or reduction of molecular oxygen; heme binding. The record is from RefSeq and is a predicted model, not a curated record. Lineage: Eukaryota; Metazoa; Arthropoda; Insecta; Coleoptera; Chrysomelidae.